UAAUCAUGUUUAUUAAAGCGACGGGUUCUUCCAGAAGUUUCUAGCUGCUUAUAUAAGGGUUUGGGAUUCAGUAUAUUAUUAUUACAGAUCGCAGGGUUUCUCUGGUUUUAGGGUUUUAAAGUUGUAAUUUCUGCUCCCAAACGAAGACGAAAAUGAGUCGACAUCCUGAGGUUAAGUGGGCACAGAGGGAAGACAAGGUUUACAUCACUGUUCUGUUGGCAGACUCUAAAAAUGCUAAAGUUGAUCUUAAACCAGAAGGUGUCUUUACAUUUUCUGGUAGUGCUGGAUCAGGUGACAAUCUUUAUGAAUUGACAUUGGAGCUUUUUGACAAGGUUAAUGUAGAGGAGAGCAAAAUCAAUAUAGGUGUGAGAAGCAUAUUCUGUGUUGUUGAAAAGGAAGAGAAGAAUUGGUGGAAGAAGCUUUUGAAAGGUGAUGAAAAGACACCUCAUUACGUGAAAGUAGAUUGGGACAAGUGGGCCGAUGAAGAUGAUGAACCUGGUACUGGUGACAUGGAUUUAGGAGGAAUGGACUUCUCUAAAUUUGGCGGCAUGGGCGGUGGUAUGGGUGGAAUGGGUGAUAUGGGCGGUCUAGGUGGCAUGGGUGGAAUGGGAGGUCUAGGUGGCAUGGGUGGUUUGGAAGGCAUGAUGGGAGGAAUGGGAGGAAUGGGCGGAAUGGGAGGUCUAGGUGGCAUGAUGGAUGGUCUAGGUGGCAUGGGGGGCGAAGAUGACAUUGAAGACAGUGAUGAAGAUGAAGAAAGUGCAAAGCUAGAGGAGCAGAUUGAUGAGAAAUCUGAAGAACAUGAAGUGAAAGUUGCAGCACCAGCAGCACCACAGUCAUCCACUUAGGAAGGUGAGAGAUUUGUUGGUGUAAAACAAAAACAAAAAUUGUGUUGAGUGUACUGUUUUAUUUUGAUCUUUUGUUUGAGUUGAGAACUGGGCAUUCAAAUUUUACCUCCUUAUCUUAUUAUCUAUCAUCUUUAGCUUAAGAGAAACAUUUGACUACUUAUUUUAAUUGCUCUUAUUUAACAUAUGCUUUCUUCUUUCUUGAUCAUCA
Impatiens glandulifera is the source of this 1053-nucleotide messenger RNA. RefSeq lists its product as uncharacterized. The transcript is spliced from 6 exons. Gene Ontology annotation, molecular function: Hsp90 protein binding; protein-folding chaperone binding. Gene Ontology annotation, biological process: chaperone-mediated protein complex assembly; protein folding. The record is from RefSeq and is a predicted model, not a curated record. Bases 153 to 845 code for a protein of 230 amino acids. Gene Ontology annotation, cellular component: cytosol; nucleus. Lineage: Eukaryota; Viridiplantae; Streptophyta; Magnoliopsida; Ericales; Balsaminaceae.